GCAGGUCUUUAUGCAUUGUUGUGGAACAAUCCCUUUACUCAUUUCAUCACUUUUGAUGCUGGGACUGAGGUACUACUUGGAAUCUGUAAAGGCGAAAGUCUUCAUAUAGUGAGAGUUAUUGCAGAUAUACUCCAUCUCGUCCCCAUCUCCUCCAACCUUUGCGCAUGAGGUGAACGUGAAGGUCAACUUCGUCCAAGUAUUGAAUUGGCCGUUGUGCUUGAUUGAAGGCUGUGCAAUUUCUGUGGUCUCAAUUAUAUCAAACAAUCGCAUCCCAGAAACAGCGCCAACACUUCCAGAGGUCCUUGGCCUAAACCACCACGAUGUCGACGAAGCCCCCAUCGAAGUCGGUAUUCGUGGGCAACAUCCCGUAUGGCCUCACAGAAGAGCAGAUAAUAGACAUAUUCAGUAGCGCGGGCAAAGUUGUUAAUUUCAGACUGGUGUAUGAUCGCGAAACUGGUCGUCCCAAAGGCUUCGGAUUCGCAGAAUACCCAGAUUCAGACUCUGCAGCCUCGGCAGUGCGAAAUCUCAAUGAUUACGAAAUUAUGAACCGCAAGCUUCGAGUCGACUUUUCCAACGACGGCGCGGAAGACGAGACAUCUGCCCCAACAGGCUACCAACACCCUCCUCUCCCCCUGAACGGAGUGCCCGUCCCCCCUCCUGGCAUGGCUCCACCGAACGGCGCAAGCACUUUACCUCCUCUGCCCCAAGGGAUCGAUCUUCCUCCCGGGCUCACCUGCCCAGACUCGAUUUCUCGCACACUCAAUACACUUCCGCCAUCGCAACUUCUAGAUGUACUUUCCCAGAUGAAGUCUCUCGUCACGACGGACCAAGGCAAAGCCAUCGAACUUCUCCGCCAGGCCCCUCAGCUCUCCUACGCAAUAUUCCAGGCUCUACUACUCAUGGGUCUUGUCAGUACUGAUUCUCUCGCCUCUGUGGUGGACGCUGCAGGGCCACCUCCACAAGCAGCCGGGGCGCCUCCAACUCAGGCGCAGCCCCCUCAGGGGCAGUACCCAUCUGCCUCAGGACCAGGAUAUGCACCACCAAGUGGAUACCCAGCCGCAGGACAAAUGGGCACUCCACCCACUCAUGGAAUGCCAUACCCACCACUGCCACAACAAAGCUACCAACAGCAGCCACCUCCAGCAGCAGCUGGGCAGCCAGAUGCCGAUGCUUUAAUCCAGCAAGUUCUGAGCAUGCCGCAAGAGUUGAUCGAUCAGUUGGCGCCUGCAGAGAGAAACCAGCUGUUAGCUUUGAGAGCCCAGUUCAUGCCUAGGUAGUUUUUAUGGCGCAAAGCUAGGUUGAAUGAAAGCAAAUGUUCAUGGCGUCGGGCAAUUGGAACAGGGCAUGGUCUGGGGCGUUGGAUGUAUGGGUGGGUUGGGAAGAUAACAGCGUUGGCUUUUACUCAUUACUCAUUGGGAUAAAUAUU
Messenger RNA from Pseudogymnoascus destructans, 1426 nucleotides. RefSeq lists its product as uncharacterized. Gene Ontology annotation, biological process: mRNA 3'-end processing. NCBI's taxonomy places the organism in Eukaryota, Fungi, Ascomycota, Leotiomycetes, Thelebolales, Thelebolaceae. The coding region runs from base 321 to 1277 and encodes 318 amino acids. The record is from RefSeq and is a predicted model, not a curated record. Gene Ontology annotation, cellular component: mRNA cleavage and polyadenylation specificity factor complex. The transcript is spliced from 4 exons. Gene Ontology annotation, molecular function: mRNA binding.